Eleginops maclovinus (Patagonian blennie) is the source of this 2912-nucleotide messenger RNA. It is a transcript of the gene tnfrsf9a, whose product is annotated as tumor necrosis factor receptor superfamily, member 9a. The coding region runs from base 208 to 1077 and encodes 289 amino acids. The transcript is spliced from 7 exons. NCBI's taxonomy places the organism in Eukaryota, Metazoa, Chordata, Actinopteri, Perciformes, Eleginopidae. Gene Ontology annotation, molecular function: protein binding; signaling receptor activity. The record is from RefSeq and is a predicted model, not a curated record. Gene Ontology annotation, biological process: regulation of cell population proliferation.
GAGAGUGAGUGAGUGAGUGAGUGUGUGAGUGUGAGAGUGUGAGCAAACUAAAGCCACAGCUCAGAGAUAUUUCUUCAUAUGAUAUUCAUUUUUCAAACUUAAGCUACAGAUUCAGAGAAACAAAAAAAGAACAAGUAUCUUUUUUUAAAUAAUAAUUACUUACCUGCCAUAUUUCUUGGAUUGGAUUACGUCUGUUCUGAGGGAACUAUGAGAGCUGACAGUAUAGGAUCGAUCCUAUGGGCGAUAGGAGUCUCUCUGCUCAUCCAGGGCUGUGUGUGCAUUACUUUGCAAACAGACAGUGGCUGCAAGAAGUGGACAAGAGGAGAAGAAAACAUGUUUUGCUGCGAUGCCUGUCACCCUGGACACCGCCUGUUUGAAGCAUGUGGCCCGAGCGCAAAAAAGCUUUGUAUUCCCUGCGAGGAGGGGAAAUUCAUACUGAACCCAAUAGGUCGCCAGUGUUUAAGGUGUUCACAGUGUGUAGGUGCUCAGGUCAUUGUGAAAGUGUGCACUGCCACAACUGACACACAGUGUGGCUGCAAAGAGGGACUUACCUGCGGAGAUGCCAAAUGUUCCUUUUGUGUUCAAAAGUGCAACCAAGGUCAGGAACCCACAAGGAAUCGUUCUUGUAGACCAUGUCCAGAGGGAACAUUCAAUGACCAAGUUAACCAGAAGUGUAAACCCUGGAGUCAAAGGUGUCCUAAUCCGCAUCAUCAGAUUGUGGCUAAGGGAGAUGCAUUCACUGACAUCAAGUGUGGGAAUUCUUCCUUUGACAUAGUGAGAAAAUCAAAGAAACCUGAACAAGAAUGGCCAUUUUCUGUGGUCGCCAUUGUGGUUCUGAGUGUCUUUGUCAUUAUCAGCAUCAUCCUUUUCAUCACCAUUUUGGCCAAGAAAAACAGCUACAAAAAAAAGAAAGACAUAACAAAGCCAAUCACACCAACGACGAUAGUCACAACACCUUCAGAUGAUCCCAGGACACUCAUUGCAGUUGAGUGCAGUUUUCAUGAAGCUCAGCAGGAGCAGGGCAGCAGCUCAGAGUCGCUCGACUCAGGGGACUCCUCGGGUCAGCUCAUCCCAUGAAAGAUAGGGGAUUUUGAUACAGUUACACAUUGAAGUGCUGAUCUAAGUUUUUGUAGAAUGCAUUGAGAGGAAACAGGAUAUCUUGAGUAAGAUAAGGACUUUGUUUACUCUAACAGAAGGAAGCAUUUUAUUUUUGGCUCUUAAUGAAAGACAUGUUUUAUUUCAACAUAUUUUCCUUUUAUUAGAAUAACCAAAACUACAGGGAAAAUCUUGAUAGGACAGGGAUGAGAUCACAUUUCGCUCUACGAUUACAACAGGAUAUUAUUGUAUCUUUUGAAGGCCGUAAAUAUAGAGUGUAAUGAAGGGGGAAUUCUGUGGGAAAAUACAAACCAGAAAAAGGUAGCCUAUUAAACAACAGCCUAUUCAUCACAUAGGCAGAUACUCAGGCUGGUUUUCCGCUUUUGGGUAAGUUUGAAAGAUAAGGAUAGUCCUCAGUAGGGGGAGAAAAUUUCAGAAAUAUUGGAUUGAGCAAGGCACCAGAUAAGGGUAAAUCACAUUCCUUACUUUAUAGACUAAAGCCUUUGGAAACCCCAGCAAAUGUUUUCUAACAAACUAACUGGACUUUUGUCAAUGAACUGUGAAGAUGUAUUGUUUGAAAUGAAUGAGUUUUUCACUACUGUGAUAUUUGCAUGUGAGCAGUAAAGAGCUGUCUGAACAUGCUGAAACAUAUUCAUCCAAAAAUAGAUGUUUGUGUUUUACUCAUAGCCUGGUGUUCAACCUAUUUAUCUGUGUAUUGCUGAGUGUAUAAAUUCCUCUAUAGCUGCCAAACUAGCACAAUGCUGUCGAUCAUGAUUUUAUGCUGUCUCAUAUGAUAGUUUGUUACUUUAGUCUGUUCUUGUUUUUUGUAUCUAUAGAACACAGAAGAUAAUAGAUCUGUAAAACAAAGUGUUCAUGUUCAAGCCAGCGUGGCGUAUUUUCUCUUUCAAGUUCUACAACAUUGCCAGGAAGUACAUGGACUUUCCUACAAUUGCUUAAUUAGUUUAAAAAAAAAAAAACUCCAGUGAAGGGACUUUCCCUUAGGUCAUUAAGUAAUCCUACAGGAGGUCAAGUUAAAGCACCUAGGAUUCUACAGUAUAGUAAACAGUCAUUACACUAAUUCAAUUUAGUUUCAGUUUUUUUUGCAUAGGGGCACUUUCCCAUUUCAACAGGUUGAGCCAUGCCUCUUGAGCAGGAUGUAAAAACACAGUGGGUAUCACUAAAGGCAUAUCUAUUGCGAUUAAAUGUCAGAUAAUUUUUUCAUGGAUAUUUGAGAUCCCCGUUGAGUGCGUCAAAUUUCAUACACUGUACAGGGCUCAUGAAAUACCAAGAAGAGGCUCUAGGGUCAGAUGGAAACUCCCCAGUCAGCAAUGUACUUGUUUGUCUAAUUGCGCAAUGAAGUGGGCAGCUAGAUCAGACCAAGUGGAACUUCUCACAAACACGCGUAUCUUAAACUGAACUGUAGCGGGCGUAUAUUUUUAUGAAAUGGAACAUUUGAGAAAUGUGACAAGUGGGCUUGAGCAUAGUCCACACCUAUAGAUACUCUAUGUAUCAGUAUGAGUCAUGACGUGUGAGUGUUCUGUGGUCUGAGCAAAGACCACAACGCUACAUGUGCCGUUUUCAGUUACCACGGUAGUCUUUUGUACAGUAACAUGUUUAUAAGAACUGUAGCACUUUAACAAGCAACUGUUGUCUGAUUAAUUGUAUGCACUUCUGGGUUAUUUCAUAUAUACGAGUUAAGCUGUCUGCCUUAUACUUUUUUAUCAGACUUAUUGUUAUAUCUUCAUAACUGUCUAGGAUUACACUGUACUAUGCUGUUACAUUGUACUUACAUUGAAUAAAAUGAGAUUUAUUUUUUA